UCUUCAGCGAUUGUACCUCAAGAUAUCUCUCUGCUGCAGGAAUCUACAAAAGACUAAACUUAUCCGCUGUGAGGAUGUCGUCUGGAGCUCUGUUCCCCAGCCUGGUCUCUGGCUCCCGCAGCUCAUCCAGUAAAUAUCUGGUUGAGUUCCGGGCUGGUAAAAUGAGCCUGAAGGGCAGCACUGUGACCCCGGACAAACGCAAGGGUUCCGUGUACAUCCAGCAGACAGACGACUCGCUCAUCCACUUCUGCUGGAAGGACAGGACCUCUGGGAAUGUGGAGGAUGAUCUGAUCAUAUUCCCGGAUGACUGUGAGUUCAAGCGGGUCAGUCAGUGCACUACAGGACGCGUGUAUGUGCUGAAGUUCAAGGCUGGCUCUAAAAGGCUGUUCUUUUGGAUGCAGGAGCCCAAAACAGAUAAAGACGAGGAGUACUGUCGCAAAGUCAACGAGUACCUGAACAACCCCCCCAUGCCGGGCGCUCUGGGCAGCGGAGGAGGCAGCGGACAUGAACUCUCUGCACUUGGUGGAGAAGGUGGCUUGCAAAGCCUCCUGGGAAAUAUGAGCCACAACCAACUCAUGCAGCUGAUUGGACCAACAGGACUGGGUGGACUUGGUGCUCUGGCUGGUCCAGGUCUGGCCAGUUUGUUGGGGAGUGGAGGUCCUGCUACCAGUAGCUCAACCUCGAGCUCCCGCAGCCAAUCGGCAGCCGCCACUCCCUCCUCUGGAUCCACCGCACGCCUCAGCUCCACCCAGGCACCCACCACACCCGUAACCCCUGCUGCGACCUCCACCGGCUCGCCCACGGUGACCCCCACCACCCCUGCAGCCCAGACCCCCUCCAUUCCUGCUGCAGGACCCCCGUCCAGCACACAGCCCAUCCAGCUGAGUGACCUCCAGAGCAUCCUGGCCACCAUGAACGUUCCCGCCAUGGCCGCAGAGGGACCGGGAGUGGACCUGGCAAGUGUGUUGACCCCUGAUGUCAUGGCUCCUAUUCUGGCGAACCCUGAGGUGCAGCAGAGACUGCUUCCGUACCUGCCAUCAGGAGAAUCCCUCCCACAGAGCGCCGACGAGAUCCAGAACACACUGACCUCUCCACAGUUCCAGCAGGCGAUGAGUAUGUUCAGUAGUGCUCUGGCCUCCGGUCAGCUCGGCCCUCUCAUGAACCAGUUUGGUCUUCCCUCUGAAGCAGUGGACGCAGCUAAUAAAGGGGAUGUGGAGGCGUUUGCCAAGGCCAUGGAGGGCAGUGAUGCCAAGACUGAUGAUGGUGAUUCCAAAGACAAGAAAGAUGACGACGAGGACAUGAGCUUGGAUUAGAACGGCCUUCUGAACACAACCGUCUCUCUCUGAAGUGUUAGUCUCAUACUAGUCCGAGAUGUUUGCCUGUAAUCAUUCAUUGAUUCAAGUGUGUUUUGUAUGUCCAAAGCUACACUAUUAAACAAUUGACUAUGUAAUGCCA
Molecule: messenger RNA, 1455 nt
Organism: Rhinichthys klamathensis goyatoka
Lineage: Eukaryota; Metazoa; Chordata; Actinopteri; Cypriniformes; Leuciscidae
Gene: adrm1
Product: ADRM1 26S proteasome ubiquitin receptor
Exons: 10
Coding region: 75-1313 (412 amino acids)
Biological process (GO): ubiquitin-dependent protein catabolic process
Cellular component (GO): nucleus; proteasome regulatory particle, lid subcomplex; cytoplasm
Molecular function (GO): ubiquitin binding; endopeptidase activator activity; proteasome binding
Source: RefSeq, a predicted model, not a curated record